AGUUGCUCAAUAUGUUAAUUUUAAUAUUACAAAGAGUGCUAAAGAUGGUCAUAUGUUAAAUCCCGGUUAUCAAAAAGAUUACGUUAAAUCCCUACUCUAGAUUUUGCGUUAUAAAUAACCAGAGAACGUGUCCUCCAUGGACUCAUUAUCAUAACCUUCUUCCGUAGAAUCAUAGCUUCUUUGCUUUUCCACAACAUUUCUUCAAUGGCAGCCAAUCAAGCUCAAGACCUAGGCCACACCAAAAGGGGACAAUGGCUAAGAACCACCAUCUUGGAUUACAGUGAUGCGUUGCUUUACUUUCCAUCCUAUAUGAUUUUAAUUGGAGCUGUCUUAAAAGAUAAGACUGCGAUCUUUAGUGGAGUUUCAUGGUUGGUUGCAGGAGCUUGUAGUAUGGCUAUAGGAGAGUUCAUCUCAGCUUGCUCACAAUAUUACAUAGAUAAGGCACAAAUGAAGAGAGAGUGUAGCAUUGAGAACAUGGGAGUCGAGGAGUUAGACGCUGAGAAGGAGAAAUUGUCAAACCCUUGGCAUGGAUUGUCAAUAGACACAGCAUUUUCAUUUCUCGUGGGAGCUUGUGUAUGGCUAUUAUUAGGGGUACAGUUUGUAAAGAAUUGUGUGAGGGUAGGGUUGAUAAUAGCGGUUGUAAGCUUUGCCUUGUUAUUGUUUGGAGGGUUAGGUUCUAUUCCAGCUGGGACGACUGUGAAGUCCUCGUUAAGGGUGUUACUUGGAGGUUUGGUGGCCAUGGGAGUUAGUUAUGGCUUUACCAAACUUCUUGAUUCCGCUGGAUUGUAACCAUAUGCUAGUUUUUCAAGUAAUUUUAUCUUAGUUUCAACAUAUGUUUGAUCU
Messenger RNA from Quercus robur (English oak), 843 nucleotides. RefSeq names its product vacuolar iron transporter homolog 4-like. Gene Ontology annotation, biological process: intracellular manganese ion homeostasis. The coding region runs from base 205 to 789 and encodes 194 amino acids. Gene Ontology annotation, molecular function: iron ion transmembrane transporter activity; manganese ion transmembrane transporter activity. The transcript has 2 exons. Lineage: Eukaryota; Viridiplantae; Streptophyta; Magnoliopsida; Fagales; Fagaceae. Gene Ontology annotation, cellular component: membrane. The record is from RefSeq and is a predicted model, not a curated record.